UUGAGCGUAGCAUCUCGUGGUGGCUUUCAUGUGCCUUUUUAGCACGGUUUCUCCGGGUCUCCUGCUUUCUCCUGGCAUCGGUGUCCUGCUGUCGCCUGGCGCAGGAGCGCUGCACGGCUGCGGCUCCGGAGAGGCUGCUCAGCCCAGCGCUCCAGGACCUUCCCCCGGCGCUGGCGUCGCUCGCCUCCCUUUCCUGGGCUUAUCCCACGAGCGCUCUUGGCGUGUGCGGUUCCCAACCGCUGCCCCGCAGGUGUCUGCGCGUUCGUUUCCUUCCUGCGCGCGUUUCCAGGCAGUCGCUGCGAGUCUUGCAGUCUCGCUCGGCUGCCGCGUGACUAUUGCAGCCUUUUACGUGCUCGAGGGACCUCGACGGGGCAAAGAGCUCCCCGCGGGAGCCUGGGUCCGGGCCAGGACGUCCGCGGGCUGCCCAGCGAGGCCGUAAUCAGCGUGCCUGCAGCAGGAGUGGUUAUUUUCAGGCAGCACCAUCCUUUUUUUCCUUGUGUGUGUCUUUAGAUAGUUGAUGGAUCCCAGGUCUUCUAGCAUAGAUGAAAACUUGCAGCGAAGCAAUGUUUUCUCUAGUGGGCUGAGAUUUACUGACUCUAUCUGCAAAGACUCAUAGUAGGCGCUUUGUGCCAGUUGAUUUUGAGUCUUUACUGAUUCAGAGAGUCAAAAUUUGGUGUCUUCUGCUUCCUCCAAAGUCCUUUCAACGCAGGAGUGUUUUUUUCCUCUGUCUUUGAAUCCAGGGAACAAAAUGUUCUUUCUUCAGCUGGUCGCCUUACAAGGCAGAAUCCAAAGCAGUGAUCUUUGGGGUGUACAAACAAGCUAUCCAGCCUGUAACCUCUUGUGAUCUGUGUUUGAUGUCUGUUCUUAAGUAGUCAAGAAAUUAAGAAGAUGCACAUUUAUCACAAACAGCUCACUUAAUGCAUCAGCAGUAUUUCUUUUGGGACAAACUCUAUCAAAGUGGAGAUGUACAGCGAUGAGGAAGCCAGCCGGCUGCUGUCACAGGAUGACCGGAUGCUCGAGAAGGAGGACAGCGUGAUCGUGGAGGACUCGCUCUCGGAGCCGCUGGGCUACUGCGACGGGACGGGACAGGAGCCGCACUCGCCCGGGGGCAUUCGGCUACCCAACGGCAAGCUGAAAUGCGACGUCUGCGGGAUGGUGUGCAUCGGCCCCAACGUGCUCAUGGUGCACAAACGCAGCCACACCGGAGAAAGGCCUUUCCAUUGCAACCAGUGCGGCGCCUCCUUCACCCAGAAGGGAAACCUGCUGCGUCACAUCAAAUUGCACUCCGGCGAGAAGCCCUUCAAAUGCCCCUUCUGCAACUACGCCUGUCGCAGGAGGGACGCGCUCACCGGCCACCUGCGGACGCACUCAGUCUCCUCCCCCACAGUCGGCAAGCCCUACAAGUGCAACUACUGCGGCCGGAGCUACAAGCAGCAGAGCACGCUGGAGGAGCACAAGGAGCGCUGCCACAACUACCUGCAGAGUCUGAACACUGAGCCGCAGUCGCUGGCCAGCCAGCAAGGUGACGAGAUGCGAGACCUGGAGAUAGUGCCGGACUCUCUGCUUCACCCCUCAUCCGAUCGGCCGACGUUUAUUGACCGGCUGGCGAACAGCCUCACCAAACGGAAGCGAUCGACACCUCAGAAAUUCGUGGGGGAGAAGCAGAUGCGAUUCACCCUCUCAGACCUCCCCUUCGACGUGAACUCCGGCUUCGAGAAGGACGUGGAGAUGGUCUCGGCCCACCACCCCCUCGACCCCUCUUACGGCGGCUCCCUGUCGCUGAUGGGAGGAGAACACCUUCGCCCGCUCCGGCUCCCCCCCACAAACUGCAUCUCCGAGGUCACCCCCGUGAUCAGCUCCGUCUACACCCAGAUCCAGCCCCUGCCGGGCCGGCUGGAGAUCCCGGGGAGCCGCGAGGCCGCCGAGGGGCACGAGGACGUUGCGGACGGGGUGCAGGUGGUGUACCGGGGCCGGGAGCAGGGCGUAUCGCCCAGCAACGGCUGCCAGGACUCCACGGACACGGAGAGCAACCACGAGGAGCGGACCUCGCAGCUGCCGGCGGCCAACUGCGCCAGCAGCCGCCAGAGCCCGGCCUACGCCAAAGAGGACGCCAAGCUGCAGGAGGGCCCCCCGGCCGCCCGCUCCACGCCCAGCUCAGCCAAAGACGCCCUGCGCGUGGUCAACGAGGACGGGGAGCAGAUCCGGGCCUUCAAGUGCGAGCACUGCCGCAUCCUUUUCCUGGACCACGUCAUGUUCACCAUCCACAUGGGCUGCCACGGCUUCAGAGACCCUUUCGAGUGCAACAUCUGUGGCUACCACAGCCAGGACCGGUACGAGUUCUCCUCCCACAUAGUGCGGGGCGAGCAUAAAGUCGGCUAAACCCCCCCUCCUCCCCCGUCCCCCCACCUGCCCUCGACUCUUCCUCUGUCUCUAGCUCAGCCCCUCCACCCCCAGGGCAUGGAACUGUUGUUUUUUCUUUUAUACUCCUUUGCACUGACUUUGGCUACAAAAAUAUUUAAAAAAAAAUCAAUAACUAAAAAAAACCAACCCCUCCCGAAGAGGGGGAGCUCUUAACAAUUUGCCUUUUUAUAAAUGGAGUUAUUUAAAUAUUAACAGACUUUUUUGUGCUUUCUCCCCCUCUCUCACCUCCCUCCGUUAUUUAUUAAGCUUUUCAGUUUCUCUUUUUAUAACUCUUUUUUUCCCAAAGUCUCGCUUGAAUUUUUGAGACCGGUCCUGCUCUGUCCCGCCCCGGUGCCGAGGGGACUCUUCGCCGUGCAGAGCAGGGCUGGAGGUUUGAGCUCUUCUCUCGGCGCGAUCCCGGCAUCACCCGUCCCCGCUCGCGGGCGAAGCCAACCUCAGAUUAGGUGCUAAAACCCGCAGAACGGCCCUUCCCCUGGGCCGCGAGCCAGCUUCGCCCGGCGGGCGCCUGGGGGCCGUUGCGCCUGAGCUUUGACGAGUUUCUCUGUGGCAUUAAAUGCGCGGGAGGUAAAGCGGGGCCCGUGCUUCUCCGCGGUGCGGCUCUCGAGCGUGCGGGACGGCGAGGCAAAGCCCGCGAGGGCGACCGGCAGAGCCGCUUCGUUGGCCAACUUGAAUUUUGCCCGGCCUCGUGGUAUUUAAGGGCCCCUCGAGCCGGGCCCUGCUUGGACGGGUGAGGCGGUGGCCGCGGAGGUCGCGAGCAUCUGCCUGGAUCCAACCGGGCGCAGGAAGCUUGGGAAGAUGGUGAGCGUCGUUGGGGCUCGAUCCUGCCGUCCGGGGUUUCCUCCUCUUCCUCGGCGCAGCCCGCGGCGAGCGGAGGCUGCCGCCUCGCUUUGCAUCUCUCGGCCGGGACGAACCCGGCGUCCCUCUCCGCACCCCGGCUGGGCUCCGGCCGCGGCACCGGCGAGCUGCCGGAGGGCAGAGCCUCGGAGCAGCAGCUCGGCACGAAACGGGCCGUUGCCGGCCGCGAGUCCCGAGGGGGCCAAAGCCCGUCGCCUUCUCCGCGCGGCCGUGCACGAGCUGCUUCCCCCGGCGCUCUUGGUCCUUGGACAAUUCGCAGCCUGAUUUUUUCGCUGUUUCGUAGUUCACGCCCUGCUGUUUUUGCACGGAGGAGUCCGGGCGAUGGCGAAAGCCCUGCCGGCUGCACCGCUUCCCCUUCGGCCCCGCCGGCGGGACGCGGGUCCGGGCUCCAGCGCUCGCGGCGGGAGCUGGUGUCACCCGCUGCAUCCAGCUGCCUCCUGCUAGGUGCAUCCUGCCCCGUCGCGUGCCGGGGGCGGAUUGCCGGGAGCCGGCUUGGUCACCGGAGCGGGACGCCUCGGGAAGGGGCUCGCGGGCGCCGGGGGCUUUCGGGGCAGCGCGGGUGCAUCCCCGGCGGGAGCCCUCGGGAAAGGGCUUUUGCGGCGCCUGCAGACCGAGCCGGGGAGGCUGUCGAUAACCAAAAAUUACAUAAAUAAACCCAAGUGCGAGCGGGGCUUUGAGCCGCGUCCUCGGCGCUCAUCCCCGCUGCGGCUGCCACCGGCCCCACGGCUCAGGGUGGAGGGGACCGCGGCGUGGGGAGCGCGGGGCGCGGGAUCUCUGCUUCGUCCCAAGGCCCAAGAUGCAUAAAAAGUCACUCAGUAGCAGCUCACCAGACUGCUCUCUUGAGGUUGAAACCAAAGGCUGUUCUUUUUUCUAUGAAAACAAACAAAACCACCUCACGAGUCGGCAACUCUCGUUGCUCUUAAUUUUUCUUUCCUUUUCUUUCUUGCUUUUCUGUUGGCGGUGUUUGUGUAUCGAGAUGUGAAUUGCGGAGCCGUGUCUCAGCGCAAGCUGUCGGGUCUGAUGCGGGGUUGCUCGGCAGUGGGGCCGUUCCCCAGCCGUUCCCGUCCCCCCCCCAGCCCAGCGCCCCACGGCGCGGGAGCCCUCGUCCCGCUGCCCCAGGGAGCAAAGCUCUGCUCCCUGCCGAAGACCGGGGGGAGCUGCCGAAAUUAAGGUGAAAACAUUUGGGGGAUUCAUUUUCCCCAGCGCAUGGAGGUCCCGGUCUGGGACUGGGAGUCCGGGCGGGAUUUGGGGGAUUUGGGCCGGCUCGGGGAGCGUCCGCGGCUCCCGGGACAGUGCAGAGCCGGGGAGGAGCGGCCGAGGGCCGGCGCGGAUGUGACCGGGGCGUCCGACCGCCCGGAGCUCCUCCGCCCGGGGUGAAAUCCUGCUUGUUUUCCGUAACGAAGCAAUAAAAGUCAGAGUGGAUGUGCGACGUCUCCGGGCGCGCUGGGGCGGUGCCAAGCCGGCGGGUUGGACUGUGCCCUGUUCCCGGCUCGUUCCCACCCGGAAAGGUUGCUUUUUUCGCGGGAGGGAGAUUUUCGCGUGCGGUUGCGGGGUGGAAAGUGCGGUUUGUGCAGGCGAGCCGGGCUGUGCCGUGCCAGGCGCUCUCCAGCCAGGAUGGGGCCGGGAAAGCCGCCCUGCUCCCCCUGCCCGCUUUUCCGACCCGCGUUGCGCUCCCGCUCCCUCCCCGGCCGCGCACGCGGUGCCGCUCGGCUCAUCCCUCCCCGACUGUUAUUCCCAAAAACGUGUGAAGCCGGAGCAAAGACCCGCGAUUCACGGCGAAGCCCCGCGGCGCCCCCCGCCUCCCCCCGCCAGCCCCCGUGUCCAAGCCGGAACAAACACAGCAAUCAAAAGGGUUUUUUUUAAAAAAAAAGGAAAAAGAAAUGGAAGUUCUGAAAUUUAUAAACAGUUUUUUUCCUGUAUCUCUCUUUUCUUUUACCUGUAAAAGAGUCUAAAACAAAUGUAGGAAUUUUGUAAAACUCCAGGUCGCUUUACUUGUGUAAAUAUAUAUAUUUUUUAAUCAGAUGUAUGAAGAACAAAACAAUGAUGUGCAAUACCCCGACCCCGUUCCAGUUACGACCUCUCCCUCCUUUCUAACGAGUUUUCAUUUGUAUAUCGUUAAUGGAUUUGCUGUUGUCUUUGUUUUUUCCUUUUUUUGUGAGGUUAGACUCGCUUUUGAGAGAGAAAAACAGAAAAAAAACAAAACCCAACUCUUACCGCAAAAGCUUUUUGUAUCUGUAAUAUAUUGUAAGUAAAUAUUUGUGUAAUGGAGAUAUACUACUGUAAGUUUUGUACUGUACUGGCUGAAGGUCUGUUAUAAAUAAACAUGAGUAAUUUAA
This is a messenger RNA of Dromaius novaehollandiae (emu), 5612 nucleotides long. RefSeq names its product IKAROS family zinc finger 4 (gene IKZF4). Gene Ontology annotation, biological process: regulation of transcription by RNA polymerase II. Gene Ontology annotation, molecular function: RNA polymerase II cis-regulatory region sequence-specific DNA binding; DNA-binding transcription factor activity. The transcript is spliced from 6 exons. Lineage: Eukaryota; Metazoa; Chordata; Aves; Casuariiformes; Dromaiidae. The record is from RefSeq and is a predicted model, not a curated record. Bases 964 to 2379 code for a protein of 471 amino acids.